This is a messenger RNA of Pleuronectes platessa (European plaice), 2414 nucleotides long. It is a transcript of the gene slc10a3, whose product is annotated as solute carrier family 10 member 3. Gene Ontology annotation, biological process: bile acid and bile salt transport. The coding region runs from base 441 to 1841 and encodes 466 amino acids. Gene Ontology annotation, molecular function: bile acid:sodium symporter activity. Gene Ontology annotation, cellular component: membrane. The transcript has a single exon. The record is from RefSeq and is a predicted model, not a curated record. Lineage: Eukaryota; Metazoa; Chordata; Actinopteri; Pleuronectiformes; Pleuronectidae.
UGCUCGCGGCUCCAGAGCUCCAGACUCGCGGCCACGCAGAGACACCGACACGCAGGACGAGCCGCGGCUUCAGGUGCGUUCACACGGGGGUCGUGACAUCGAGUCGCCGGAGCGAGGAGAGGCCGUGAGAGGCCAAGAGAGGCCGAGAGAGGGAGCUGUGCGCCGGGCGCCGCUGCAGCUGGGAGCCCGGCUCGGCCCGGACAGGGCGGGGCGCGGGGAUGUUUAGGUUCCGGUAUAAAGGCAGCGACAUAAUGGGAACCAGACGAGCUGUGGAGCCGGCUGCUGCCGACGUUUCGUACCGGAGACUACAAUGAGAAGUUCGCCGUCGUGCUGUGAGCGGGCGGCGGUGUGAGCGUCAGGGGGAGGCCGCUGAAGGAGUAGGAGCAGGCGGAGGGAGAAGCGUGUGUCUGCGGCGUCGCGGCACCGCCACCCCCGCUAACAUGAGGACGCUAUUCACGCUCUGGUGUCUCCUCAUCACCGGAGGUUCGGCGCGGGCCACCGGGAACCUGACCGUGGACAGCGGCAACCGCACCGACCUGAGCCCCGGCGGAGGCUACCUCAGCAUCGGGGACGGGUCCUCGCAGGAGUUCGAGUUUCCUGAAAACACCAACGGAGUGAUCGUGAUCUCCAGCCUGUACCGGAGCCCCGCGGCCGGCAGGCAGGGCCGCAGGAGCCGGAAGCAGACGCUGACGGUCCGCUCCAUGGACCCGGAGGUCCUCAGCAUCCUCAACGUCACCGACAGCGGCCACGCGGGUCCCGCUACGAGCUACAUCAUCAGCAUCCGCUCCGGGGUCCCGGGCACGGCCCAGCUGCAGAUCCAGCUGCUGAACCUGGACCAGGACUCGGUGCCGGCUCUGGUCGAGGAGAGGACGGAUUACUCCAUCCGAGUGGCGCCCGCUGCCGAUGACCCGGCCAGCCGACUCAUCCAGUCCGGGGGCCUGUCCCAUUUCUCAGAGAACCCGGUGCUGUUCGCCCUGCUGCCCCUCAUCUUCGUCAACAAGUGUGCCUUCGGCUGCAAGGUGGAGGUGGAGGUGCUGCGGAGCCUGCUGCGGAGCCCCGUGCCCCUGCUGCUGGGGGUGCUGGGGCAGUUCCUGGUGAUGCCCCUGUACGCCUACUGUGUGUCCCGGCUGGCCUCCCUGCCCCAGGCCCUGUCCCUGGGCCUGGUCAUCACCUGCUCGGCGCCCGGCGGAGGGGGGGGAUACCUGUACAGCCUGCUGCUGGGUGGAGACGUCACCCUGGCCAUCUCCAUGACCCUGGUGUCCACGGUGGUGGCCGCCGCAGCCAUGCCGCUGUCCUCAGCCCUGUAUGGGCGGCUGCUGGGGGUCCACGCCGCCCUGCACGUGCCCUUCGUGAAGAUCCUGGGCACCCUCCUCUUCAUCGCCAUCCCCAUCUCGCUGGGCAUGCUGGUCAAGCUGCGCCUGCCCGCCCUCACCCGCGUCCUGCUGGCGCUCAUACGCCCCUUCAGCUUCGUGCUCAUCAUAGGGGGCAUCUUCAUGGCCUACCAAAUGGGGGCGUCCAUCUUGGCCAACGUCCGGCCCCAGAUUGUGGCAGUAGGGGUGACGGUGCCGAUGCUGGGCCUGGUGGUCGGUGCGGUCAUGGCGAAGGUGGCGGGCCUGGCCCCCCCACAGAGGAAGACGGUCAGCAUAGAGGUGGGCGUCCAGAACAGCCUGCUGGCCCUCGCCGUCAUGCAGCUGUCCUUCCGCCGGGUGGAGGCGGACUUCGCGUCCCAGGCGCCCUUCAUCGUGGCCCUCAGCAGCACCUCGGAGAUGCUGCUCAUGGUUCUGGCGUACUUCGCCCGGCGGAAGCUGUGUGGCUCUGCCGUCCCCGCGACUGACGCUUGAUUGUAGCUGCAGUUUGGUUCUGAACCCUCUCCGACCUGUGGACAUUUGGCGUCCCUCAGCUUUGGCGUGAAGACGCCCAGCACUCCCGACCCAGUGGUCACUGUGGUUUCACGCAGCAGUGAACAAACCUUUUGAGAUUCUUUUGUCCUCGUUUUCAUACUUUUCGUGAAAACCAAAGGCCUUUUACCCCCCCCCCCCCCCCCCGAGACCUUUUUGUGUUUAUUUUACACGAAGUACUUUUUAAAUCAGAUUAUACUGUGAGGUACUCUAUGUAAAUAUUCCUACCAAGAGAAAUACCUAUAAAAGAAAAGAUAUUUUUCUACCAGAUUACUUUUUGUAAUCAUAAAAGGCAAAAAAAACGGAUUUGUAUCAUGUUUACAAGAGGUCCAUGUGUCUUAGCCCGGGGGGGCGAGGAGUGGAAUCAUGUAUGAAUCAAACAGGAACAUGAUGAUGAUGAUUUGAAAGUUUAUUUGUUUAUUAAUGAUUGUGUUUCCUGGAUUUCGAAAUCCAAGUACUUGAAUAUGCGAGAAAGGAACUGAAGAUAAAAUGGAAUAAAAAACCUUGUUGAGUUGA